AUGUCAUUGAGAUCUUUGGGCCUCAACUCCACCCUCAACAGAAUCUUUGCCAAGUCGGCCGACAAUGCAAAGUCCGUCGAGACCGUACUCAGCUUCCGCAAGCACCCCCAGGAGUCGCUAGCCAAGAUCAUCACCAGGUGUGACAAGGAGAUGGGGGGUCUGUCCACCGUCAACUUCGACAUUGACGCCGCCUCCGGUGCUGGUCACUUCCACGGCUAUCUCAACCUCGACUUGCCCAAGGGCAACCCGGAGAUCACCCGUCUGGGUUACUCCAUGUUCCGCACCCGGGACCAGAAGGAGUCGUGGUUCUCCGGUGACUCGUACUGGGACUGGUCCCAGUUCAGUUCCCUUGUGCUCAGAGUUAAGGGCGACCGCAGAAAAUAUUUAGUGAACAUCCAAGCGAACACUCCCUUGGUGACUGACUUGUUCCAACACAGGCUCUUUUUGCACCACCCAGGCGAGUGGGAAACUGUGGUGAUCCCAUUGAACGACUUUGUCAUGACCAAUUGGGGCAUCAUCCAGGACGGAUCCGAGCUCAACAAGUCAGAGGUAAAGACUGUUGGCGUCGGUUUGUUGGACAAGCAGUACGGUCCCUACAGUUUGAAGGUUGACUGGGUCAAGGUCAUGACCGGUGCUGAGGUCGAGAAGGUUACCGACAUGUCUCGUGCGGAACGCUUGGCCUUAGAUCAGCACAACAAAGAAGAAAACCGCAAGGACAUGGAAACAAACAUGCCAACGGGGAACGGCGGUAGCGCUCUCAACACUCACAAGUACGAUGAGCCCAAGAGCACCUUCAGAAAGAAGCACCUUAAGAGAUUAGCAGCUCCAUCCCACUGGAUGUUGGACAAAUUGUCCGGCACCUACGCCCCAAGAGCCUCUGCUGGCCCUCACAAGUUGAGAGAGUGCUUGCCUUUGAUCGUUUUCUUGAGAAACAGAUUGAAGUACGCUUUGAACGGUAGAGAGGUCAAGGCUAUCUUGAUGCAGGAGCACGUUAAGGUUGACGGCAAGGUCAGAACCGACUCCACCUACCCAGCUGGUUUCAUGGACGUCAUCACCUUGGAGGCCACCAACGAGAACUUCAGAUUGGUGUACGAUGUCAAGGGUAGAUUCACUGUCCACAGAAUCACCGCUGAGGAGGCUUCCUACAAGCUCGGUAAGGUCAAGAAGAUCGCUUUGGGUAAGAGAGGUGUUCCAUACGUUGUCACCCACGACGGUAGAACCAUCAGAUACCCAGACCCAUUGAUCAGAGCUAACGACACCGUCAAGAUCGACUUGGCUACCGGUAAGAUCACCGAGUUCAUCAAGUUUGACACUGGUAAGUUGGUCAUGGUCACUGGUGGUAAGAACAUGGGUAGAGUUGGUGUUAUUACCCACAGAGAGAAGCACGAGGGUGGUUUCGACUUGGUCCACAUCAAGGACGCUUUGGAGAACACUUUCGUCACCAGAUUGACUAACGUCUUCGUCAUUGGUGACGAGGCUGGUAAGUCCCACAUCUCUUUGCCAAAGGGCAAGGGUAUCAAGUUGUCUAUCACCGAGGAGCGUGACAGAAGAAGAGCUCAGCUGGGUUUGUAA
This is a messenger RNA of Candidozyma duobushaemuli, 1572 nucleotides long. RefSeq names its product 40S ribosomal eS4 domain-containing protein. The transcript is spliced from 2 exons. Gene Ontology annotation, biological process: translation. Bases 1 to 1572 code for a protein of 523 amino acids. Lineage: Eukaryota; Fungi; Ascomycota; Pichiomycetes; Serinales; Metschnikowiaceae. Gene Ontology annotation, cellular component: cytosolic small ribosomal subunit; ribosome. The record is from RefSeq and is a predicted model, not a curated record. Gene Ontology annotation, molecular function: structural constituent of ribosome; RNA binding.